Molecule: messenger RNA, 1278 nt
Organism: Thrips palmi
Lineage: Eukaryota; Metazoa; Arthropoda; Insecta; Thysanoptera; Thripidae
Product: trypsin-like
Exons: 7
Coding region: 108-1082 (324 amino acids)
Biological process (GO): proteolysis
Molecular function (GO): serine-type endopeptidase activity
Source: RefSeq, a predicted model, not a curated record
GCCGGCCCUGCUCCCGACGGCCAGCCCCUCCCUUUGCUUCGCCUGCUCCACCGCCGCCAGCGACAGCGCGUCCACAGUGAAGGGCGCCGCGCCGCGCCGCGCACACCAUGCCGCACCGCGGCACACUUAGUGCUCUCUUUCUGCUCUCUGUCGUCGUCGCGCUGAGUGACGCGCGCAGCACUCAAACCACGCCGUCGCGGACGUCGCGGACCAGCAAGUACCGCGAUGUGUUCGUCCAGACGGGCGUCGGCCCCGCGCCCCGGAUCAUCGGGGGCUUCGACGCCGAGCCGGGGCAGUUCCCUUACCAGGUGUCGGUGAGGUCCAAACUGAGGACGGCCAACUGGGGCCACUUCUGCGGCGGCUCCAUCCUCAACGACACCACCAUCAUCACGGCGGCACACUGCAUGCACAAUGUGGCCGGCACCGACAUCGGCGACCUGUACAUCGUCGCGGGCAGCAACCUGCUGAGCUCAGGCGGCGUCCAGAUCUUCGUCAAGCAGAAGAUAGUGCACCCCGACUACGGCCCCGUCUACAACGACUACGACAUCGCGCUGCUCAUCCUGCAGAAGCCUCUGACCCUGGACGACAAGUACAUCAAGGCGGUGGAGCUGCAGGACGUGGAGAACCUGCCGGCGGGGUAUGACUGCGUCGCCACUGGCUGGGGCACCACCGUCCAAGGGUCCCACACGCUGCCCGACAAGCUGAAGGGCGUCAAGGUGCCCAUCAUCGACUACGACACGUGCGCCGCGUACUACGCGGAGGAGCAGGACUACGAGCCCAUCAUCGAGACGCAGAUCUGCGCCGGCUUCGAGGAGGGGAGGAGGGACGCCUGCCAGGGCGACUCCGGCGGCCCGCUCGUGUGCCAGGGCAAGCUGACGGGCAUCGUGUCCUGGGGCGCGGGCUGCGGGCUGGAGCGCUUGCCGGGCGUGUACACGGACGUGGCCUUCCUGCUGGACUGGAUCGGCGACCCCGGCGUCCCCGACAACACCGACAAGCCCAACGUCAGCGCGGCCACGACCACGACCGCGCACUCCGGGGCCUGGGCCCUUGCGGUGUGCCUCCUCGCUGCGGCGAUGGCGUAGGGGCGGGGGCGGCCGCAGAGCAACGGUCUGACUUCCCGUGAGCUGUUGACGGCCACACCGGGAAGGGAAGGCGGCGCGCCCUGUCCCACCUUCCAAUCAUUCUUUACUUGUAAUUUGUGUAACUAAGACUGCUGACUUGCUCAAGGUGAAAUUUGUAGACGCGAGUUGUAAUAAACCAAUUUUUUUACGCCCUUAA